AUGGGGAGCGAUUCUGAGCAGUUGUGCUCCGAACCCUUUGUAGAGGGCCCCGACACCUUCGCUCUUGACGGUCUUGACCAGACAGUCGAUUGGACCGGAGUACUUGUUGCCCUGCUGGUUGUAGACUCUCGUGAGGAUGACAUCUCCAGGAUUCAUCACCACACCGACUCCCAGGCCGGAGAUCGUGCUGGACAACAGAUGGAGGUGUGUUCCUUCGUCGAUCCAGCCGGUUUUGAGCAGCUCGUGUUUGGCAAAGUUGUAGAUUGGCAGCUGGACGGACGAGCCCAUUCCCGUUCUGAUGAUGGCCGCGUCCACGCCCUUGAACAGCCCCAGCACACCGCCCUGCUUGAACUGCGACGAAAGACCGUCCCAGGUGGACUUGUAGUGGGUCUGCUCUCCGAUCUGGAUGCUUGUGGAGUACGAUUGCAUUCGGGUCUUGAUCAGGUAGAACGGCGACCCGAUGAUGGCUCCCGCGAUACCGGAAAGAGCGCCGGAAACAACGUUGAUGGGGAUGUUUUGCACGGAGUGCGCUUCCCGCGACGGGAACACGAGUCCGUUCAAGAAAUUCCGCACGGGCUCGUACAGACCCAGUCUACAUCCAUUCAGACCGAGUUGAUAGAUGUAUGCGCAGAACAGACCUUUCUGACACCCACGGAUGCCCUCGUUCUUGUAGAUUAG
Messenger RNA from Ogataea philodendri, 678 nucleotides. RefSeq lists its product as uncharacterized. The transcript has a single exon. The record is from RefSeq and is a predicted model, not a curated record. The coding region runs from base 1 to 678 and encodes 225 amino acids. NCBI's taxonomy places the organism in Eukaryota, Fungi, Ascomycota, Pichiomycetes, Pichiales, Pichiaceae.